Leopardus geoffroyi (Geoffroy's cat) is the source of this 6548-nucleotide messenger RNA. RefSeq names its product cysteine and serine rich nuclear protein 1 (gene CSRNP1). Gene Ontology annotation, molecular function: sequence-specific DNA binding; DNA-binding transcription factor activity, RNA polymerase II-specific. Lineage: Eukaryota; Metazoa; Chordata; Mammalia; Carnivora; Felidae. The transcript is spliced from 5 exons. Gene Ontology annotation, cellular component: nucleus. Gene Ontology annotation, biological process: regulation of transcription by RNA polymerase II. Bases 3589 to 5355 code for a protein of 588 amino acids. The record is from RefSeq and is a predicted model, not a curated record.
GGGAUUGUGUCGUGCGCUCACCUGUUUGUCAGUCACCGUCACACGCGGAGGCCACCGCUGUGAGUCACGGGCGCAGCCCCGCCGGACACCCGCGGGCACACGUAGGCUCUCUCCCACGCACUUCUCGGCUCCCCUGCACGUACUUCCCCCAGGUCCUCAGUUUCCCCUCCCCGGGGGCCCCUCCGCAGGCACGCACCUCUGGAUGCCCUCGCCACAGCAGCCGGCACACACUUAGGCACUCCUGCUCCCUGGCACAAUCACACUCGUAGCCCCCACUCCUGCCACCGGAGGGACCCUCCCCAGCUCCGCGGCCCACGGCCCACCCGACACCUCCACGCCGAUGGCUCACAGCCCUCUGGAUGGGGCCUCCGCCGCUGGCCCCCCAUCCUUGACAUCACUGCCCUCUUCCACCUCCACAUCCAGAGGUUACCGAGUCUAUUCCCCUUUCUCCUGUGCCUUCCCUGUCCUGUCAUCUCUCACCUAGCCCUGGCACCGGCCCAGCAGGUCACACCCCCUCCAGUCGGGGACUGAGCCAUCUUUUUAAAAUGCAAAUCUGGUGUAUUGUCAAUUCCCUCCUUAAACCCUGCUGAGGCUUCCAGUGCCCUGGGGCUAAAGCCUGUCCCGGCUGCCGGGGCUCCAGAAACCUGUCGCUGGAUGCCCCCCCCCCCCCCCCCCCCCCCCGGCUGUGCCCCCCUCUGGAGCUCUUUCUACUUCCUUUCCUCCCAGAGACUUUUACCCUCAGCUUUGCCCCUCCUGCCCCACAUUGCCUCAGACCUGCGUUCCCAGCGCUCACCACCGUUUUGUAACUACACAGUCCUUGCCACUGAAUUCAAAAGCUGGGAGAGUGCAGCCAGUGUAGGUCUUGCUGUCCCUGUGUGCCCGAGGGCCUGACACUGCGCCUGGCAUCUUAUAGGAGCUCAAUAAAUGUUUGUUGAAUGAAUGAAUGAAUGAAUGAGAACGAAGGAGGCCCUGCUCAGGUGUCAGGUACAAUUUCCCUUCUGCAGCAGCAGUUGCCUUCUGUAGCCAGCAAACAUUUGGCACCUACCCAGUGCCAGGCUCUGGAGGCCAAGGCUGAGGAACCGUGCCCUCUCCCCCCCACUCCCCCCCGCCAGGAUCACUUUCAGAGGGAUGGGGGGGGGAGGGGUGUGCUAAGGCUUCCCUUCUGCCCUCUUUGUGCUGCCCAGGUUGUUUUCCUAGCCAAUCCCAGUGAGGGCCAGAGGGACUCAGGGGUGCCCUCCCCUUGUCCCAGGAAGUAGCUCCUGAGAGUCUGGGGUCGUGUGCCCCCAGGUGUUGGGGGUACUGGCCUGACCAAGGCCUGGGGCUCUGAGGUUAAACGACAUAAUUCUUCAGAUUCCCAGAGGAGGAUAGGGCCAGCCCAAGGUGCCCUCUCCCCAAUACCAGCUGUGGUCGGGGGUUGGGGCACUGGGACUAACGAGUGGCACAGAGAAGUUGAUGAGACUUCCCAGAGGCCCUGAGAUAUCCCCCUGACCCCCAACGAGCCUUUGUUUGCCUGGUGCCCAGGCUGAGGUGGCCUUCCCUGGGUUCACAUAGUGUGGCCUGAAUGUGUAGAUAGUUGUGGGUAGUAGAGUGGGGAAGUGUCACCCCUUCGUCCUGAGCUGUCAACUCCUGUGUGUGGUGACAGGAGGGUGGCCUGAUUCUCAGGGCCCAGGCAGAUCCCGGAAGAAGCCUGGCUGUCUUUGAUUCAGAGCCUGCCUCUGGGGCUCCUGGGGGUGUGGUAUUUCUGUCUGAGCCAGCUCCUGGGAAUCGCUUCUCCUUCCCCCGGGACCCUAGGAUGGGGGCUGUGUUCACCCUGGGAACAGUGCCAUGGUUGGGAUCUUGAUUCCUGGGUAGCUACUGAGGGCCCCUCCCCCCUCCUCUGACUCACUGUCUGACACUUUUCUUGGACUCUUUCACUAUCUUUCAUUCCUUUCUCUGACUUGGCCUGUCCUUGUCUCUGGCUGUCUUUUUGUCUCAUCUCCUGCCUCUGGAUUCCCAGGUGGGACAGGGAGGCACUGAGAUCCAAGGGCUGUCCCCUCUCCCUCCACCCCAGGGGAGCAUCAGAGACUUUGCGGGUGUGCAGAUCCUGGGGGGGAGGGGGGAGGGUCAACCCUAGAAUGGACAGUGUGGCGGGAGCUUAUCUGUGUCCCUGUUUCCCCGUCUGCAGCCUUGGAGCCUCUAACCCCCUCACCUUGAGUUCCCAUUCUGUAGACAAGCCUGAGGCAGAACCAGGGUGUCAGGCUUAAACCUGCUUCCUUGAUAUCUAUUUGUUUACUUCUGGGGAACAGGGAGCCUCCUGAGAUGUCUGUGUUGGCACCUGUCUGCAGCCGAUGCUUCUUAACUCCCAGAACCACUCCCUUCUGUGGCUCAAACCCUCUGGUGCAGGCUGGGGAGUGGGCACGGCACCCCCCGCCCCCCUCCCUGCCCCGACUGACUGUGACAGGACCAGGAGAUCACUCUGAGCAGUCACCCCUCAGAGGUCCACCUCUGCUAGAGGUGCCUUCUCUAUGCCAGGCUGCUCUAGGCAUGGGCACAGUAAUGGCCAGGCAGAGAGGCCGUCAGCCUGGUGUGAGGGAGGGGCAGUGCGACCGUGGCGAGACCGUGAGAGAAGGGCCCGAAUAGGGGAAUCCCAGGGCCCGUGGGAGCCCAGAGAGGCAUAUAGUCAGGAGUGAGGGGUGGAGGUUUCAGGGAGGCCCUCUUGGAAAUGACUAUUAAAGGAGAGCGAGGCUGGGUUCCGGCUUGUGCAAAGGCCAGGAGGCGGGCAGGUCAUGGCAAUUAGGGAAACUGCAAGUUCAGCUGGAAUAUAGUGAGGGGAGGGUGGGGAAGCAGGAGCCAAGCCUGCCUCAGCCUCUCGUGGAAUUCUAGGCUUGAUCCUAAGGGCCAGCUUUCCUCAGCAUGGGGGUGGCAGGGAGCCAUGUGGUUUAGGAAGACCACUCUGGCUGCAGGGGGGUGACAGGAGCAGAGGCAGGGGACAUUGGGCAGUAGCAGUGGGGACAGAGGCAUAAGGGUAAUAAACUUUUAAAGGUGAAGGAGACAUACAUAAAAUGCAUAAAGCCUACGAAUCCCACGUGUACAGUUAGGUGAAUUUUUAGUUUUAGACAUUCAUGGGACCCCCAGCUAGGUCAGCACAGAAUGUUUCGAGAGGAUUCCACCUCCCUCCCCCCGGUGAGAUUUCUGCUAUCCCUCGCCGCCCCCCCCCCCCCCCCCCCCCUUCUGACUUGUAUCAUCACUGAUUGGGUUUGCCUUUCCUUGAACUUCAUUCCCGUGUAUUCUUGUGUCUGGCUCCUUUCAUUCCACAUGACAUCAUUGAGAUUCACAUGUGUGUAUCGAGGAGCUCGUUUUUCUCACAGUUCGGAAUGACAUAUCCACUAAGCACUUACUGCCGGUCUAAGAACUUGGCACGCAUGCAUUCACGUAAACCUCCCAACCCUAGGAGGUUUGAAGGCCAAGAACCGGAGAAACGGAGAGCCUAAGGACCUUGACUGGGGUCACGCGAUCCAGUAAUAGCCAAGCCAGGGUUCAAAUGCAGGCAGUCUGGUUCCGGAGCCGAGGCCGUCCGUGCCCAAAGCCCAGAGUACCCCCAGCGCCACCAUGACUGGGCCGCUAAAGAGGAAGUUUGACCAGCUGGAUGAGGACUCCUCCUCGCUCUGCUCCUCUUCCUCCUCCUUGUCCUCUGGCCGCCGUUCUGGCUCCUGCUCCCCGAGCUCUUCCGUCUCCCUGGCCUGGGACUCAGAUGAGGAGGGCCCCUGGGAUCAGAUACCCCUGCCUGACCGUGACUUCUGUGGCCCCCGGAGUUUCACCCCCCUGUCCAUCCUGAAGAGGGCGCCCCGGAAGCGCCCAGGCCGCGUUGCCUUCGAUGGCAUCACCGUCUUCUACUUUCCUCGGUGUCAGGGCUUCACCAGCGUGCCCAGCCGCGGUGGCUGCACUCUGGGUAUGGCCCCCCGCCACAGCGCCUGCCGCCGCUUCUCCUUGGCCGAGUUUGCACAGGAGCAAGCCCGGGCUCGGCGGGAGAAACUGCGCCUGCGCUUGAAGGAGGAGAAGCUGGAAGCCCUGCGGUGGAAGCGCAAGGAGGCUGGCGUACCCGAGACGGAGGCCGGCCUGCCACUCACAGUGGACGCGAUCGAUGAUGCCUCCGUGGAGGAGGACUUGGCUGUGGCCGUGGCCGGUGGCCGGUUGGAGGAAAUGACCUUCCUACAGCCCUAUCCGGCCCGGCGCCGGCGGGCUCUGCUGCGGGCUGCCGGAGUGCGGAGGAUUGAUCGCGAGGAGAAGCGGGAGCUGCAGGCCGUGCGCCAGUCCCGCGAGGACUGUGGCUGUCGCUGUGACCGGGUCUGUGACCCCGAGACCUGCAGCUGCAGCCUGGCGGGCAUCAAGUGCCAGAUGGACCACACCGCGUUCCCCUGCGGCUGCUGCCGGGAGGGCUGUGCGAACCCCAAGGGCCGCGUGGAAUUUAAUCAGGCGCGGGUGCAGACCCAUUUCAUCCACACGCUCACCCGCCUGCAGCUGGAGCAGGGGGCUGAGAGCCUGGGGGAGCUGGAGGCUCCCGCUCAGGGCGGCCCGGCCAGCCCGGGUGAGCAGGCGCUGGCUCCCACUUUCCCGCCGGCCAAGCCCCCCGCGAGCAGCGAGCUGGGAGACGACAGCUGUAGCAGUGACAUGACCGACUCCUCCACAGCUUCAGGCACGAGCGAGGCCCCCAGCGGCCCCACCCACCCAGCCCUGCCCGGCCCCGGCUUCCAGCCUGACAUGGAUGAUGACAGCCUGGCCCGGGUCCUGAGUUUCAGUGACUCGGACCUGGGAGGAGAGGAGGAGGAGGAGGAGGAAGGGGGAGUGGGGACCCUCGACAACCUCAGCUGCUUCCACCCAGCUGACAUCUUUGGGACUGGUGACCCCGGUGGCCCAGCCAGCUGGACCCACAGCUAUUCCAGCUCCAGCCUCACGUCAGGCAUCCUGGAUGAAAAUGCCAACCUGGAUGCCAGCUUCUUCCUAAACGGUGGCCUUGAAGGGUUGGGAGAAGGCAGCCUCCCGGGCACCUCGGUGCCGCCCGGCUCGGACGCUGGCCAGAGCAACUCCGUGGACCUCAGCUUGUCUUCCUGCGACUCCUUCGAGCUGCUCCAGGCCUUACCAGACUAUAGUCUGGGGCCUCACUACACCUCCCGGAAGGUGUCCGACAGCCUGGACAACCUCGAGGCACCCUACUUCCCCUUGCCUGCCUUCUCUCCGCCUGGGGACGCAGGCUCUUGCUUCCUGGAGUCCGUCAUGGGCUUGCCUGACUCAGCCGCCGAGGCCCUGGCUCCCUUCAUAGACAGCCAGUUGCUCGAGGACACCGCCCCGGCGUCUCUGGUGGAGCCUGUGCCCGUGUAAGGCCCCGGGGUACCUUGUCACGGCCCCAAGAGCCCUGUUGCUGCUUUGUUGUAAUUUGGGGGCUCCCUGAGGCCUGUAGGUAAGGGUCUCCCGUUGGCUGGCUCGCCCGUGCGGGCACUCCUGAUUUUUGUGCAACACUCUGGAUUGAUUUAUUUAUUUUUGUAAGUUUCUGUGCCGAAGAGAGGGCGGGGAGGGGGCCUUCCCUUUCCGCCACCCUGCCCCCCCGCCCCCCAAGCCCACACAGUCUCUCCUUCCACUUCCACGGUGUGCGUGCCAGGAACAGGAGGACGUAAGCCUUCCCUGGAGCUUCGCAGACCCCUUUUCGGUCUCAUAUGAUGUUCCUUAGCCCAAAGACAGCAAGACAGGGCAGCAAUCAGCCACUUCUUACGGCUUCUCCUGCCAUCCUGAGCCCCAGACCCAUGGGUGGCUGCAUUCUCUGGACUGUAGACUAUAAUUUAUUUCCAUAAUUUAUUUGGAGACUAGGAGGUGUAGGCCUCUCCCCUCUGGCUGGCGGGCAGUGCUGGGGUCGGGGUGGGACACAGACUCCCGUGAGUCCCUUUUGCCUUGUAGUCCUAUAUCCCUGCCCUUCCUGGGCUUUGGUAUAAACCAGGUGUGGAUUUGGGCCCUGUGGUCUGCUGUGGCAGCUGCCUGGCCCCGGGGGGGCUGAGGACAGCGUCUAGGCAGGGGGCUGGGUGGGGCUGACCAACCGUGACCAAAACCUGCCCCACACGGCCUCCUCUUUUUCCUGUCCUCUGCCAUAUCUUCCUCCUCCCCAAAGGUCACAGACUUCAUUCUGGGCCCAUCCGUGUAGAAGGGAAGCAGGAAGCCCCAGCGAGGGCAAGGGGCUAGCCUCGGGGCCCGCAGCACGCCCCUGACCACUAUCUCAGGGCUUUCUGGGCACGCAUGCCAGCCUGGGCCGCCUGCCCAUGCCCUGAGGCCACCUGGCUGGGGUGAGGGGCGGCUCCUUGUGGCUUUUAUGCCGUUCGUUUGCUGAUGUUAAGUUUUGCAUCCUAAUUUCUAUAUCGUCCCUGAGUGUUAGAGCUAUAUAAUUUAUUCAUCUUUCUCCGUGUCUGUGCCAAGAAGCCCAGGCUGUGGGCCUGCCUUCUUGCCUAGGAGGCCUUACCAGCCCGCGUGCUUGUGGGAACACCUUGUACCUGAGCUUACAGGUACCAAUAAAGAGGCUCUAUUUUUAA